UGGCACGUGAAGCGUGAAUGUCUCGCGCCGUUCGGCUCGACCUGCAGCUGCGGUGGUCUAGAAGCUACGGCCAACACGCCAUCACUCGCACUGACAGGUAGUACCUCGAGGACGACGCGCCAAAGAAGUCGUCAACACAUUCGGAGAAAGAGCAUCGUCUUCGUCCACGACGAUCAUGCCGAAGUCCCGUUCCAUGGUGGACUACAGCGGGAAGAAAAGCGAAAGGCGCUCCAAGACCAAGAACGAAAACCGCAGCCGCAAAUCCUCCGCUCGCUACGACGACGGGCAAGAUUAUGACGAGGCCUACCAGAAGCCGACAGCCAGACGAAAGAAGUCCAAAAGCUCAAAGGUGGCCAUCACUGAUUCGCCCGCUUUUUCCAAAAGCUCCGAGAGUCCGACGAACCGUCACGAAGGCUCAGCUGUAGUGACGAGCGGCGACGAGUCGUCUUCGCUGCCCAAGGAACUCAACUACGAAUACUUCGAGAAGCUCGGCGGCAACUUGUGCCGAGCGGGGGAGCUCCUUGACGAACACGAGCGGGGCAUCAUCUGGCAGGCGGCCGACGUCAUCACGUGCAUACCGGAAUACUGCCCACCACGAUGCUACAUGACCAAGCUGUGCCGCUGCAACACGUGCUGCGAGCGCUGCUGCGUAGACCCCGAGCACCGGCUGACGGGCUUCCACUCUAACGUAAAGGACGAGGCCACGGACGUGCCAGACGAAGAAGGGCUCACGCUAAGCGGAUCCAGCGACACGUCCAUCGCGUCCCUGCUGGGCGACGUGAGCAGCGAAGAGGGCAAGUCGAGGGGCAGCACGCGUUUGGCGAUCGCCGCUCGCGAUGCUAAGCGGGCAGUGCGCCUCGCGAAACAGUUCCGCGCGGCCGCCCGCACUAUCGACUCGCUUGAGUGCAGCAACGAGUCCGAGCACCGGAUGCGCGCUUUGUACACCAAGGAGCUGAUGGACAAGGCGGUGUUCUACGCCAAGAAGGCGAACGAAGCUCUCGCGGGCUACGCCGCUCUCAGGAGAGCCCUGCGUGGGAUUCCCGGUGCCACUAGCGGGGACGAGUCCACGCAAUUCGACGCGCUUCAGGGGCAGCAGACUCCGUACGGGCCAGCGCCCUAUCCAUCGCAGCGGUUGCGAUGGGCGAGCGCUCCGGUCGUUGGACGUCCGCCAUCACAACAGACCGCGUUAAGCCUCUCCAGCAUGUCUGACAUAGUUAUGAGCAAGGCGCAGCAGGCUUCUGAAGAUGUGCUAAGGUUGCAGAGAAUUUCCAACGAAAUGCUGGCAGAAGCGCGGGUCCUCGAAGGAGUCAGUAACGACAGAUUACCGCCUUUCGAGCUGAAAGGCGCUCGAAGCAGCUACUGGAUGCCGGCUGCUUUUCCAGAACCGGACCAAAGGUACGUCCAAGACAGGGCGGCCGAUCUACGGGCAGUUGCUUUUGACGAUACAAUGACCGAGUACGCAAUCGGCAGAGAUAGGCAUAUGCUCCGCGUUCCCGAACACACUACAGCAGAUAGUGACCGCCAACUAGAACAGCUCAACGAUCAGAUGAUGGGAAUAUCGACCGAAGAGAAAAGGUCAGCUCGCAAGGACGGCCGGAGCGAUCUCAAAGUGGACCCAACGGACAGAGGAGGACCUAGAGCCAUGGGGCCGACUACUACGCCUCCUCCAAACCGAGUCGCCAGAAGGGCGAGCGUGUCGGCGAAGGCUUCGGGAAGAAGAGCCAGCGUAUCUUCUAUACAGCAGGAACUCUCGGACACCGCACAGUUGCCUCAGCCACGCAAGACGAAGUCACUGGCUGCAAGGAGGGCGAGCGUCGGAGCCGGCCUUCUUCUCAAGCUUGGGGCGCGCAUGAAAGACGACUCAGAUGAUUUGUUCCCAGACAGAGAGCCAUCAAUGCCUGCUGCUUCACCAGACUCUACUGAUUUUAAAGCUAGAGCGACGCGAAGAGCUAGCGUUUCGUCUAAAGCGUACUCGGCGCAUCCACUAAAUGAAGACGCAGACUCAUUCAAGACUAGAGCAACGCGAAGGGCAAGUGUAUCAUCAAAAGGACUACCCACAUCACCGGACCGAAUCGCCGCUGACCACGAUUCCUUCAAAGCCAGAUCCUCGAGGAGAGCUAGUGUUUCGUCAAAGACCAUCGCGCCGUCCGAGGCAAACACGGGCAACGAGCAAUACGACUUCCAGACCAAAGCUCUUCGCAGGGCAAGUACUUUCUCGGGAGACUUUCCUGCUGAUCUUUCGGACGAGCAUAAGCAAUUCAAGGCGAAAGCAGCACGGCGAGCUAGCGUUUCAUCGAAUAGACUUGCACUUCCAACCGAAGGCGACGAGGGUUCUUUUAAAGCCAAAGCUGCCAGAAGAGCUAGCGUGUCUUAUAGGACGCUUUCACCCGAUGUACACAACACCUCUGUAGGGCAACAAUCAUUCAAAGAAAAGGCAGCGCGAAGAGCCAGCGUGUCUUCUGGAAGGCUUUCACCCGAUCUGUACAACCUCUCAGCAGGGCAACAUUCAUUCAAAGCAAAGGCAGCGCGAAGAGCCAGCGUGUCUUCUGGAAGGCUUUCACCCGAUCUAGACAACCUCUCAGCAGGGCAACAUUCAUUCAAAGCAAAGGCAGCGCGAAGAGCCAGCGUGUCUUCUGGAAAGCUUUCACCCGAUCUGUACAACCUCUCAGCAGGGCAACAUUCAUUCAAAGCAAAGGCAGCGCGAAGAGCCAGCGUGUCUUCUGGAAGGCUUUCACCCGAUCUGUACAACCUCUCAGCAGGGCAACAUUCAUUCAAAGCAAAGGCAGCGCGAAGAGCCAGCGUUUCCUCCAAGUCCGCAAAGUCCACUGAAGGACCCCACGAGAGGUUCGAAUCAUUUAAAGCGAAAACAGCGCGAAGGACCAGCGUUUCUGCAAUGUCACCAGAGGGCCCCCAAGAAAUGUCUGAAUCAUUCAAGGUAAUGGCAGCGCGAGGAACUGGCGCUUCUUCAGUGACUCCAGAGAGCCCACAAGAGAUGUUCAAACCAUUUAAACCAAAUGCAGCACGAAAAGGUACAGGUUCUGAUAAGUCCCCAGAGGGCCAUCAUGAAGAGUCCGAACCAUUCAAAGCAAAAGCAGCGCGAAGAGCCAGCGUUUCUGCAAAGGUGUCGGAAGGCCUCCAUGACAGCCAGCACGAAUCAUUCAAGGCAAAAACCGCGCGCCGAGCAAGUGUUUCAGCGAAAGGCCUCGCGCAGCAAGCAAGCGUUCAGAAAAUUCACGAAGCAAAAUUCAGAAGAGCCAGCAUUUUUCCAACGGGCCUAACCUCUCCGCAAGACACUCCGACGCAUGAUUCACGCACGAAAAAGGCAAAAGGAACCAAGAUAACCGUUGUUGAAACAGACGUAUCUGAGUUAUCUACCCGGCCAGCAAAGAAACCUCCAAGGAGGGCAAGCGUUUGCGCGGCGAAAUACAAACGACUCUAUGGUGACGUUACGGCGGAGCAAACUACAAAGACUGAAGAGGGCUACAGAGAGGGAUCUGAAUUAUCGGACGAGCCCGCCGAGCCGAACAAGCAAGCUCGCAGAUUAUCUAUCAGCGCUGCGAAAGUGUCUUCUGAUGUUCGCAAGGCUGGAUCUGAAAAAAACGAAUCUAACAGGGUACCUGCUUCGGCUGACAGCACUAUUGGACAAUCAGUGACAAAGGACCAAAAUAAGAGCGCUUUAAGUGAAGGCAGAGACGGCAAUAAGCAAACUCCCGCAACAACGGCACAAGAGAAAACCCUCCUGUCUCAGCUCAGAGACAGCCUGAAAUCAAGCGCAGCGCGGGCAGGCGCGGAUGAAACGAGGGACAAGAAGGGAGGUCGUAUCGUUGUAAAGAUAAAGCCACCACCCGUCCUCAUGAGUUCGAAAAAAGUUGGCACAAGCCACACUGACAAAGGUAAAAACCUCGUGAGCGAAAUAUGCGACAAGUGCCUCCUUAACAAAUGCGGAUCGCAACCCACAGAUCCGAGAGAUAUACAGAAAAUAAUGGACGAAGGUGUCGGCGCGCCGAAGUACACGAAGGACAUGGAUAGCACCCAGGCGAGCUCUCCUCGCAUUCCGGAAAUAGUCUACGAGCUUUCCGAGCAAUCCCUCGACAUUGAAGUAAUACCGAGUGAGAGGUGCAAAGAAGCUCAAACUUCGUUACCUUUCGACCCUGCCUCAUCCAAGGAGCAUCAUUGGGGUCGCGCUGUUACAUCUACCAACAGCAACGCGACCAAAGAGGCACCUGGGAACAAGAAUCGUCCUUCAGCGAAAUCGGCCUCUACACACCAAAAGAACAUCGGGAGGACAUCCCUGGGGAAGCAAGCCAGACCCGACUCCCACGGAGGAGACGUCCAUGCCCACCUGAAGGUGCUGCCUUCGGAUACAUAUGUAUUCACGUCGACCACGGUGGCUAUUGCUGGAGGAGACACGACAAACCCAAAAGCGGCGAAAGCCAGUGUGGAAGGCGCGAAGAAAAAGUCCAAGGAAUCGGACGCCGCAGGAAGUGCUAGAAAAUCCUCCAGACAUUCCAACGAAAGCCCGAAGCGCGAAUCCGGCGCGAAAAAGCAUUCCAAGAGUUCUAAAGAAAGCCUGAAGCACAAAUCCGGUGCUGAAAAGCCUUCCAGGCCUUCUAACGAGAGCUUGAGGCAUGAAGCCGGCAAAGAAAGUACUAGUAGCAAAUCUGGAGCUAGAAAGCAUUCUAAAGAAAGCCUGAAGGGUGGAACUGGUGCUGAAAAGCCUUCGAGACCUUCUAAUGAGAGUAUGAAGCACGAAGCCGGCAAGGAUAGUCUGAGGCGUGACUCCGGAGCUAGAAAGCAUUCUACGCAUUCUAAAGAAAGCCUGAAGGGUGGAACUGGUGCUGAAAAGCCUUCGAGACCUUCUAAUGAGAGUAUGAAGCACGAAGCCGGCAAGGAUAGUCUGAGGCGUGACUCCGGAGCUAGAAAGCAUUCUACGCAUUCUAAAGAAAGCCUGAAGGGUGGAACUGGUGCUGAAAAGCCUUCGAGACCUUCUAACGAGAGUAUGAAGCACGAAGCCGGCAACGAUAGUCUGAGGCGUGACUCCGGAGCUAGAAAGCAUUCUACGCAUUCUAAAGAAAGUGUGAAGGGUGAAACUCGUGCUGAAAGACCUUUGGGACCUUCUAACGAGAGCUUGAGGCGCGAAGCCGGCGCUACGAACAAGCGUAAAUCCUCGUUGAAGUCGACAAAAGGAUCUUCAAUUAGCCACAUCGGGAAAUCGAAACACGAAAAGGUUCUACCGACACGCGUCCAAAAAGGAGCGGGUGAACACGACGAGAAGCUAAGUGAACGCGACACCACCGGAAAACCGGAAAACGGGGCCGCUAAGAAAGCCGACGAAGGAAAACACAAGGCAGUGAAGGACAUGAGGGUUUCUGACGAACAUGUCAAGGGCCGCAAGGCGUCCGUGGGAAAAGGUGAAGAUGACAAUGGUUCGAAGAACGUGAAAACUAUUGACGAAGGCAUCAAGAGGCGUAAUGCGUCCGUGAAGAAAGGCGAAGAUGAAUCCGGCAAGGCUCUCGAUAAGCAAACAGAAAGCGGAAGCAAACGCGAGGGCAAAGAGAAGGCGGCUAGUCAGCCACAUGAUGGGGGCAGCAAUGCACCUGUGGAGACUGAAAAGGAAAGCAACGCGCCUCCAGGCUUUCUCAGUAACCUUGGCGGUCUUACAAGCUCGUACAGCACAGCUGGCGAAAAGGGGCGCGCAGAGGACACAACCGGAAAACAUACAGCGAAAGCUGAUGCUCCCCGGGUACUGGCAACGAACACUCACAAAGUGGCAAACAACUUCGACGCAGAUCAACAGACAGAAAUACCCGUCACUGUCAAUGUUGCUGACAGCCGUGCUGAGCCUCCCCUGAAAAUCUUAAGAAGCACAAAUGAAAAACUUAAAUCGACAGCCGCCGCCCAAGAUGACGCUGGCUUCGUGAAUGACAGGUACAAGCAAGUCGCCGCCAGCUCUGCUUACUUUCCUGAGGGCGAAGAAAUGGAGAUAAGGCCUAUGGACGACGAUGGUAUCUACGACUAUCAGCAGCUUGCGUUUGCGGAUAGGCAAAACAUUAUUGGCUCCUCCUCUUCUGGCGUAGAUGUGGCAGGCAGCCAAUGGGACGACGCGAGAGAAGUAGGCCAGAGAUCUGCCGAGCUUGUGCUGCCGAAAAAGCUCGCUUUUGGAGCAGUUGAUGACUGGACAGUGUUGUCGCCCCUGGAAAAGUUCGCAGAACACAGUGACAGUGAUCAUGCUAUGGAUCGGUCAAGGCCAGAAGGAAGCGAAUACACAAUAACCAGUGAAGCCGCUGAAUUAGACCCGCGUAACGCACGUAUGUACGAAACCGAGCAAACGCGCGAGCUGCGCGAUGACAUCACCGCGGAGGAGGAUCUGCAGCCAGAGGGGAAUUAUUCAUUAGAUCAGCAACAGGAAUGGGAACAACCGGAAGGCGAACUACCGUAUGGAGAAUCACUGGAAAGGGAGCUACCAGAAGAGGAACUACCGGAAGGGGAGUCACCACAAGAGGAAACACCACAACAGGACAUUUCAGAGCAGGAAAACGGCAUAGCUGUUGAUACUCCUGAACUAGAAGACAUGGAAGGAGUCGAGCAACCACAAUAUCAGGGCAAUCAUGAGGUGAUUGAAUUGCAAAACGUUGACUACGAGCUGCAAUCGAGGCCUCACGCACCUCUGAGAGGGCCCGACUUACAGAACUUCGACUUCUGGGACCUGGACGGGCCCGCGGCCCUCUACCCGGAGAGCAGACUGGUAUUUGCACUAGCGUUAGUCGCCGGUAUGUGGAUUCUGUACCUCAUGUUUACGACCAAGGCCACCAUAAACAGAAAACCCUUCCUCGAACUGUUUACCGCGCUAGCUACGGAACACGAAAUUCCUCGCGGCCGUAUUAUGACCGAAACGUUUGCUGUGAACCACUUGAAGACCAAAGAAACAGCCAGAACGGUGAUGAGAUCAGUCGUCUCCGCAAGGCCAUGGCUUCUAUACUUCUGCGACACGCCUUACUGCAAGGAAUCAGCCCUGCAAUUGGCCAAGAUGCUUGGGGAGGACCCAUGCUUUAAUUUCUACAGCUACACUUGCGGCAAGCUGACUCGAAAAUGGAACCCAAUGGUUGGCUCUGCACUCUCUACUGACGCCUUUAUAAUCAACGAAGCCGCCAAGCUCGCUGCCGGUUAUAUCUUGAACAGGGAACACCCAGGCAUGAAGGCGGCCCGAAACCUUUUAGAAGCGUGCCUCGACCACGAGAACGACGGACAAUGGAGUCGAACAGAACUGAGCGAGUUGUUUUUCGAGUAUUUCGGUUCCUCGUGGCCAGCAGAGAACAAUCCUUUGACCAUGGAAGCCGUGUGGGUUAUCGCUGGGCGCCUGGCACGAGACUUGAAACUGGAAGCUCUCGCACGCGUGUCUGUUGGCAUUCACCCAGAAGAAAAUUCUGCUUCCGUGCCAACCAUAGGUGAGCCGGUCCUGCUUUACCAACGUGCCGACUUCGAAGAGCCCGGGUAUACGGAGAUGCUGGAAACCGCCAUCGGACAGACAGUGACGUUCAUCAGUCCAGCCUCCAACGGCGCGCAACACGUGUCGAGCAUCAAGACGACGAUGGAACUGCUCGCUGAUAUGGUUGCGACCUACCCUGCCAGCUACGUCGGUGCGAAAGAGCACCGGAUGACCAAGGUCCGCGUCCUCUCGCCUGGCGUGCGCGCUUUCCUGCGCACGGUUUUCCCCGACUCCGUUAAAGUCGCCGAAAACGCCGAUAUCUUGAUCAAGUCGCCGCGAUUCUUUGAAAAACUGCAAGGGUCAAGAAGUACCCUGCUCGAUCCUCAGGCCGUUUUCAACUACGUGGGAUUCAGAGUCAUGGUCCACUUCGCCGCGUUUCUGCCGCAGCCGAGCGUCCGACAUCUGCGCGCCUUGGAAGCCAAUUUCCUGCUUCCCGAGAACGCCUCUGCCCAAGACUUCUGCACGCGCGAGGUCGAGCGCGUUUUCCCGGCUAUCUACGCGCGCGCUUUCGCGCUGCAGACGGCAAAUUUAAGCACCUGGGUAAGCGAGUGGCCGUCGCAACUGAAGAGAAUAUUUUUACAAGGGCUGGGGUUCGGAGCGACUCGGAUUCGUGCGCCGCAGGCUGCGCCCACGUCAGAUCAAGAUAACGAUGCCGGGUUCACCAGGCGCAGAUUGGAUAGCCUGAAGGUCGAAGCUGCUGUUCCACUGUGGAUUGUAAACGACUCCAGCUUCGACCAGUACGCUCAAGAGCUGGAGCGGCAGCUCAGCGUCACCCUCAACCUAGAUCCGAGUAACUCGCUCAAACGUCUUUGCUCCUUCGCCAAAAUGCUGCGAGAGAAUGAAAUUCAGCAGGCGCUCCUAGGCACAUCAGCGAACCAAACAGCGAUGUCCUUGUUCGGCACCGAGGCCAGAUACGACGCACGGAACAGCGCAAUCUACAUGCCGCUGGUAACCGUCAACUGGUCCGUGCCUGCCAGCAGCAUCGCCUUUGCCAUACAUGCAGCUCGUUACGCCGUGCGAGUCUUUAAGGCACUAGGGCUGGCGCUCCGCCUAGGCUAUGCGCACGCUUCCGAGCAGCGUGCUGGCUCUGACAUCUAUAGUAAGCGCUAUCAGGGCCAACUGAACAUCACAACGCGGUGUCUGGUGGAACAGUACGAGAAUGCCAGCAGGAGCCUCAAGAGCGCGUUCCUCCAAAAGACGGCCGACCGUACGCCACUGGGUGCCGCCCUCUUGGACCAGACUGAUGCCCUCGUGCAAGCAUACGCAGUCUUCAAGGAAGAGCUAGGUGCACGGCGCUUUGGCCAUUCCAACUUCCGGCUGCUGGGUUUGCCACAUCUCACGCCCGAACAACUCUUCUUCGUGGCAUAUGGGCACGACAACUGUGAGGCUAGCGACACAGUUCACCGCAGGCGCCGGUGGCUAGAAAGUGGCGAACUGCCACCAGAGGACCGUGUCAACAUCCCCUUGAUGCAGUUCGAAGAGUUCACACGUGCCUUUGCCUGCAACAGCACGGCGCCCAUGACCGCCAACAGACGCUGUCCUAUGGUUCGCACAAGGACCUCCCAAAAUUAAUGGACAAAUUAAUGGACAAUAGCAAGGUCAUUCGUGUAUUAUAGUUCAAGCAUAUCGUGCAAUCUCACCAGAGUCAAUUGUGCAGUGAACUUUCUGAACAAUAUAUGCUAGCACUUCUCAGUUAUGAGAAUAUAGAGCUGGUUCUCUUUAUACCUCAUGCAUAAGCGACAUGCUGGACAACACAAGAGCACAUUGCUGAUGGGGUCGCUAGACAAUGGGAUACUUUAAUGCAUUUUUUAUAAAAGUCUUCACAUACCCAUGUAACCAACAAAGCACGCACAUUUGUAUUCUCCAUAGGAUGUCGAUAAGAACAGGAUAGGAAUUUUCAUAGGGCAGCAGCAAAGGUGCCUGUGUGUCAAUAUAGCCUA
Molecule: messenger RNA, 9426 nt
Organism: Dermacentor albipictus
Lineage: Eukaryota; Metazoa; Arthropoda; Arachnida; Ixodida; Ixodidae
Product: pneumococcal serine-rich repeat protein-like
Biological process (GO): protein processing
Cellular component (GO): plasma membrane
Molecular function (GO): metalloendopeptidase activity
Source: RefSeq, a predicted model, not a curated record